This is a messenger RNA of Pungitius pungitius (ninespine stickleback), 1860 nucleotides long. RefSeq names its product abhydrolase domain containing 4, N-acyl phospholipase B (gene abhd4). Bases 159 to 1253 code for a protein of 364 amino acids. Gene Ontology annotation, biological process: lipid homeostasis; phosphatidic acid biosynthetic process. NCBI's taxonomy places the organism in Eukaryota, Metazoa, Chordata, Actinopteri, Perciformes, Gasterosteidae. The transcript has 8 exons. The record is from RefSeq and is a predicted model, not a curated record. Gene Ontology annotation, molecular function: phosphatidylcholine lysophospholipase A1 activity; lysophosphatidic acid acyltransferase activity. Gene Ontology annotation, cellular component: mitochondrion; lipid droplet.
UUGGCCCAUCUUCGUAAUCGAAUAACUUCGUUCUCACUCAGCUGACCCAGGAAAGAAACGAGUUUGUGUAACGUUAACUUCGCAGGAAAUAUAAAGCUGCGUAUUGUCAACCUCAUAAUGUCAUUUAUUUGAAUGCAGUCACCGGAAUAUGUCAACCAAUGGACCCCUCUACAGCAACCACGGAGCAGAUGCAGAACGAGUGUGAACCAGAGUCAAGUUCAAUCUGGAGCUGGUGGCCUUCCUGGCGUCCGACCUCGAUGUCUCUUUUAAAGACAACAGAGUCAAAGAUUCUUGCUUGUAUUCAGAAUGAGCUAUGGGCGAGGUUUGUCACCCUUCCAAACCAGGAUCGAAUAUGGACUCUGACUCUUACCAAGAAGGCACAACCAGCCCCAAAGACCCCACUGGUGAUGGUCCACGGCUUUGGAGGAGGGGUAGGCCUGUGGAUCCGGAACAUGGACACGCUGAGUCGGUCGCGGCCGGUCUACGCCUUUGACCUCCUGGGUUUCGGCAGGAGCUCAAGGCCUCCCUUCCCCUCAGACGCCGCCAAGGCAGAGGAGCAGUUUGUCGACUCCAUUGAGCAGUGGAGACAGUCCGUAGGCCUGGAGAACAUGAUUCUGCUGGGACACAGUCUUGGCGGGUACCUGGCUGCCUCCUAUGCCAUCCAACACCCUUCUAGAGUGUCACACCUUGUCCUGGUGGAUCCAUGGGGUUUUCCUGAGCAACCCCAGGCACAGACCCUAGAGACCCAAGAUCAGGGGACGGAGGUGUUUAAGCGGCCGCCUCUGCCACGCUGGGUGAAGGCGAUUGCCGCGGUGGUUUCCCUCUUCAACCCGCUGGCCGUCAUCAGGGCCGCGGGGCCGUGGGGUCCGGGCUUGGUGAACAGAUUCCGGCCCGAUUUCAAAAGGAAGUUUGAAGAUCUGUUUGAGGAUGACACCAUGACGCAGUACAUCUACCACUGUAAUGCACAAACCCCGAGCGGCGAGGUGGGUUUCCGGGCCAUGGCGGAGUCUCUGGGCUGGGCCAAGAGGCCUAUGCUGCAGCGGGUUCACCAGCUGCCCCCCUCCAUGCCCCUCACCAUGCUGUACGGAGCUCGAUCCUGGGUGGACAGCUCGUCUGGGCAGAGCGUGGUCCAGAUUAGGAGCCAGUCCCUCACCAAAGUCAUCCUGAUAGACGACGCAUCCCACCACGUGUAUGCUGAUCAGCCAGAGGAGUUCAACAAAGUGGUGGAAAAUAUAUGCAACUCUGUUAACUGAGAGUGUGUUUGUGCGUGUGUGUGUGUGUGUGUGUGUGUCUUGAACGUGUAUGAAAAGACAAUUCAUGAUGGUGUAACCACUACAACCAGUGUGUGGUGAGACUAUUGGGGCAUAUCAAGACAGCCAGUAGCCCAACAUGAUUUUGAAUGUUUCUUCUUCCCAGUCAUGUUACCAUAGGAACAAGUUGUUGAUCUUAUUGUUGCCAAGUUUUACAUAUUGUAAGGAAAUUGUUUAUUUAUAACAUGAUUGAUUUGGUUUGUUAAUGUUGUUAUACAGAGUAACAAUUGUACUUGAGCGCUGUUAUGUUGUCCAUUGUUAUAUUUUUCACACACACCCUACUCUGGAUGCACUGGGUUUAUGUGUGACAGAGCAGCAACAUUGCUGCCGACACGCUUUUUUUAUGUGCCUAACAGUCAGUACUCUAUCAGAUAUUUUGGUUUUAAUCCCUGCUUUCUUCCUAUAUAUUUCCCACCGAAUCAAGCCGCUCAUUGGAUUUUAUAUCUUGAAACAAUAAAAGCUUAUUUCACAAACUGCUGCUGUGCAAAUCCACAUGUGAAGCACUAUGUGGUCCAACCAGUAGAGAUCAGUAACAAGUCCAAUCAAGUUA